AUGCCGUCUGCCGGGAAGCGGCUGGCAGCUGCGGGGACGGGUCCUGCCAGCACCCACAGCGCUCCCAGCCGAGCAGAAGACACCAUGCCACCGGCUCUGGGCAUCGCCCUCUUGUAUGCCCUGCUGACCCCGUCACUAAGCGAGCCCAAAGAUGCCGUCCUCAGGCUCAAUAAAGGUGUUUUAAGCGAUGCUGGUGGCGAUGUCCCCAGGGGCAACAUCCCCGCAGGGGUUGCUGGAGGAGCGCUGGGACAAGGAGGUCUGCUUGGUGACGGAGGUCUCCUCAGCACGGCAGGGAUCCUCGGUGGCCCCGGUGGCCUUCUUGGCAGAGGAGGGCUUCUGGGCAACGGAGGGCUGUUGGGAGGCGGUGGCCUGCUCGGCGUCCUCGGGGAAGGCGGCUUGCUCAGCACGGUCCAGGGGCUCACCGGGCUGCGGAUCGUGGAGCUGACGCUCCCCAGGGUGUCCCUGCGGCUCCUGCCUGGCAUCGGCGUCCACCUCAACCUCUACACCCGGGUGGCCCUCAAUGCCAAGAGCCUCCUGGGUUUGCUCGACAUCGCAGUGGAAGUGAACAUCACAUCAAGGGUCAGGCUAACCAUGGACGGCACGGGCUACCCCAAACUGGUGAUAGAAAAAUGCGAUACCCUCCUUGGUGGCAUUAAAGUCAGACUCCUGAGAGGCCUGCUCCCAAUUGUGGAUAAUUUAUUGGCAAGUGUCCUGAACAGAGUUCUUCCUAAUCUGCUCUGCCCGGUGGUCAACACCGCCCUGGGACUCGUCAACGACCAGCUGGGUCUUGUGAACUCACUGGUGCCUCUGGGUUUGCUGAGCAGCGUCCAGUACACCGUGUCCAGCCUUCCCCUGGUAACCGGCCAGUUCCUCGAGGUAGACUUGAACACUGUCGUCGGGCGAGCGGCAGGAGGCCUAGUGGACUAUCCGCUGGGAAAGCCAGAAACUGUCCCCAUGCCACCACGGGUCCCCAUGCCACCCAUGCCACCGAUGGAGGACACCAGCUCCUCCCAGCUGGGCCUCUCUGUGAACUUCCUCAGCUCGGUGCUGUCUGUCCUGCAGAAGGAGGGUACCCUGGACCUGGACAUCUCCACCGGCAUGUUUUCUGAGCUCCCGCCACUAACGACAUCGACCCUUGGGGCCCUGGUUCCUGCGGUUUUCAAGGCGUACCCCGAGUCACGUGACUUGCUGCUGAAAAUUGCCGUCCCUGAAGCGCCUGUGGUGACCUUAAAGAAAAAUAAAGGUGCGAUCCAGCUCAUGGCUACCGCAGAGGUGAUGGCGAUCCUCCCAGACGAUGUCGAGGAGUCUCUCUGCCUUCUGAAUAUCGACGCCUCCUUGCUGGCCCAGUUUUCAGUCGAGGACAACAAACUGAAGAUCAGCGUCAGCCUGGAGAAGACUGAUCUCUCCUUGGGGUCUUCGUCCAUCGGUGAUUUUGAUGUCUCGCUCCUGAAGAUGCUCGUUGGCCAGAUUUUCGAUGUUGCCUUCCUGCCUGCAAUGAACAGCGUGCUGGGAAAUGGGGUUCCCCUCCCCAAGCUGCUGAACAUUGACUUCACCAACGCGGACGUCGACGUCAUCGAAGAUCUCAUCGUGCUGUCGGCGUGA
Molecule: messenger RNA, 1602 nt
Organism: Fulmarus glacialis (Northern fulmar)
Lineage: Eukaryota; Metazoa; Chordata; Aves; Procellariiformes; Procellariidae
Product: BPI fold-containing family B member 4-like
Exons: 16
Coding region: 1-1602 (533 amino acids)
Molecular function (GO): lipid binding
Source: RefSeq, a predicted model, not a curated record